Chroicocephalus ridibundus (black-headed gull) is the source of this 2826-nucleotide messenger RNA. RefSeq names its product D-beta-hydroxybutyrate dehydrogenase, mitochondrial-like. Gene Ontology annotation, biological process: steroid metabolic process. The record is from RefSeq and is a predicted model, not a curated record. The transcript is spliced from 5 exons. NCBI's taxonomy places the organism in Eukaryota, Metazoa, Chordata, Aves, Charadriiformes, Laridae. Bases 81 to 1079 code for a protein of 332 amino acids. Gene Ontology annotation, cellular component: intracellular membrane-bounded organelle. Gene Ontology annotation, molecular function: oxidoreductase activity.
GGUGGGGGGCGGGCCGGGGGAAGGGCCGGGGCGGGCGCGGGCGGCGGCGGCGAUAGGCUGCGGCCGUGCGGGGCGUCGCCAUGCUGCUGCUGGCGCUGGGCGCCGCGCUGCUGCUGGCGGGCGGCGGGCGGUGUCUGCUCCCCCGCCUCCUCCUCCUCCUCCUGCCGCGGCGGGCCCGCCGCGCCCUGCCCGCUGAAGGGAAGGCGGUGCUAAUAACAGGCUGUGACAAAGGUUUUGGACAUGCCUUGGCAAAACUGCUCCACUCAAAGGGAUUUACUGUUUUUGCUGGAUGCUUGCAAGUGGACAAGAAUGGAGAUGGAGCCAGGGAGCUGAAGAACAUGAAGUCAGAUCGCAUGCAAGUGCUACAGAUGGAUGUGUGCAGUGACCAGGAGGUGGCUCAGGCUGUGGAUUUUGUGAAGAGGACCCUGAAGGAGCCAGAGGAAGGUCUGUGGGGCCUGGUGAACAAUGCUGGCAUCUCAACCUUUGGAGAGGUGGAAUUUGCGAGUUUAGACAACUACAAGGACGUGGCAGAGAUCAACCUGUGGGGCACCGUGAGGGUGACAAAGGCUUUCCUGCCCCUCAUUCGCCGAGCUAAAGGCCGUGUGGUGAAUAUCACAAGCAUGUUGGGACGGAUGGUGAGCCCGUCUCGCUCCUGCUAUUGCAUUUCCAAGUUUGGGGUGGCAGCCUUCUCUGACUGCCUCCGGCAGGAGAUGUACCGCUGGGGUGUCAGAGUCAUCCUCAUUGAGCCCAGUAACUUCGUGGCAGCGACAGGCAUCCUGACGGCGGACGGCAUCGACAAGCAGGCUGAGGCACUGUGGAGCGGAGCCAGCGACACUGUACAGGAGGACUAUGGGAGGGAGUAUUUCACUCGCCAUGUGGCCCUGAUGAAGUCUUUCGUUAACAGUGGCCUGAAGGACAUGUCUCUGGUCUUGAAUGACAUCACUGAUGCACUCACUUCCCCGUGCCCGAACAACCGUUACAAUCCUAUGGAGACCUAUUGGUGGGUGAGGCUGCAAGUCAUGACUCACCUGCCCACUGCCGUUGCCGACUGGCUUUACAUCCCCGGAGCCACCCUGUAAAUGGCUGUCCUUCAGGCAUCCUUCCAGUGCUCAUACGUACGCACAGGUUAGAGCGGACUUAGCCUGUCUGCACCCACAGCUGAUGCGUUUCCCCUGCAGACACGUGUGCUUUCACUUUGGGUUACUCCUUCAUGUCUUGUGUUGUAGGAUGCUGAGAACAGCAUGGCAUUCUUGGUUUUUUUCCUAAUUCUUGUUCUUUGUGUUCUCUGCUGUCCUGAUUAAAGCCGAAAGGUGUUUUCCUUUUAACUGUGGAGGACGCAGAGGAAGGUUAACAUAAUGGGUCAAAUAUGUGGCUAGUGUAAUUAGGUCAGCAGAGUUCUCCCAGUGAUAAAUUUGGCUCAUUAAUGGGCUCUUGCUUUUCCUUACAAGGACAGGCUGCUCAUAGCAGAGCAAAGCUGUUGCUAUGAGAUGUCUCAAAGGGAGAAACUAAAAUGGGAAACAAAAGCAGAGUUUUCCAUUUGAUUGAAAAUGGGUCAGUCACAGUCUUCUGUUGUUUUCGUGAUACUGCUAGGAAGCUCUGCUGUGCUGUGACUGUCUGCUCUUUCCAGGAAAACAGCAAUGCUGCCUCUAAACAGCCUCAUUACCUAGCUUGGAGGGGUCAGAUCUCUGCAAAGAAGGGUUCUUCCCUCCCGGCACUGUGGCCAGGAGCUGCCAGAGCCAGCAACUGCAGACAGGCUGGGCAGGGAAAAGCCCCUCUAAUAAUGAGUGAAGUCUGAGCCAGGCUUGAAUCUGAUGUAGCAGGCAAAUUUGGCUCCUUUGCUACCUUGGGUACUGGUGCCUGAACUACUCAACUGUGGUACAGACACUGUCCAGCUGCCCCCCUACUUCCCUCCUGUCACUGCCCCGUGCUAGGCUCCCUGUUGCUAGCGAGGGAGCUGCUCUUGCUUUCCCAAACCAGUAUUUUGAUUUCAUCCUCUCUGCACUUGAACAGUGAUGGGGUACUGUGCAGCCAGCGUGGCCUGACUAUGAGCUCUGGAAGGGUGCUUAAAGUGACAUGUUUCCUCUUUUUUUUUUUUUUUAAUAUUGCACAAUGAAAUUUCCACGUCUCACACGAUUGUCUCCUCAGAGAACCUCUUGAUAACUGAUAUGAGCUACUUUUGCACAGUGUCCCCAAGGGUCUCUCCUGUUGGCUAUAUAGAGGGAUUUCAAUCGCUUUUCCAAGCGCUGGGGCUGCCUGGCUUCACGCCCUGUUCCUUCUGUCCCAGUGGUGACUGCUAGCAGAGCAGCCGGGACUGUGGGCACUGCUGGCCAGGCUGGGACCUCUCUAGGGACCAGCUUUCCCUUCCACUGCUAAACUUUGUUCUGUUUUGUCCUAUGUGAGAUUAAGUGCCUAUGAGAAGAGCUUAUCAUUUGCUCUUUCUUCAUCUGUCUGUGCUAGCUCUGACUUGGAAGCUGUGCCAUAAACUUUUUAUACGCUGCUGGCUGUAAACGCUUGGAGUCUGCAUGCAGCUGUGAAUGCUCUGUGUGAUGCCUGAGGAGGAAAGCAGGUUUCCCUUAGAGAUGCUGUGGAGGUAGCUUGUAUUACAGUAGUUACAGCUACUGGAAAUGCUGGCCGUGCAGUUCUUUUCUGUUUCAGAUUAUCGGCACAUGGAGAUUGCGUGGGAUCCGGGACUCAGAACAAUCCCCCUGAACUGCCGCUUAAGUAUUGUUGUAGUCACUUCUGCCCCCUGCACUGUGAAAUGUGAGUAAUGUCAAGUAGCACUGGUUUGCACAGAGAAAAAAAAUAAACUGUGAGAUUUGUAAAGCA